CCUGUUCACGCGUCUAGAAAACAAAACGCACGCGAGGGUGCGGGGACCGUUAUCUGCGACACGGACUUUUACAACUCCCAUUCUUUCUCUCCAACCUUCGAACAAGUUCUUAUGAGACGUUUGAAAUGAUCUUUUUAAAGACUUUGCGACUGUACAAUGCCGGGGUCAUGGGGUUACUGUCGAAAGACUUCGUAAAGAACAGCGCGGUGUCUCUGAAUGACAGAGUGGCGAGAAGAUCGGUGUGCGUAUCAACGCGGACACGCGCGAGGAGCGAGAGUCUCGCGCCUGCAGCCGCAGAUUCACCUGCCAGAAACAUGACUGGUAAAGAUUUAUUCUCUGGUCUGGAGGACAUGCUUUUCUACACCAUAACUCAAGGAGUAGAUCAAAUUCCUGUAUCUCACUUCAUCGCCACCCUGAAAAGCACCGGCCUUCUUACCUCAGACCCCAGACUGCGCGACUGCAUAUUAAAGAUCCGUCAGGCUGUCCGGGAGUCUUCCGGAGAGGCCAUGAUGGACCGUGAGCUGUUCCGAAAGUGUGUGGGGGGCAACAUUGUUCUGCUGAGUCUGGCUUUCAGGCGGAAGUUCAUCAUUCCUGAAUUUGAGGCGUUUGUGAGCAUCAUCAAUCAGAUUUACGACAGCUGUACAAAGCAAGAAGAUGGACAGGUGGCAAAGUACAUUCCUCAUCUCACCAAGUUUAGUCCUGAUCUAUGGGGCGUCUCUCUCUGCACAGUAGAUGGGCAAAGGCAUUCAGUCGGCGACACAAAAGUGCCGUUUUGCUUGCAGUCGUGCAUGAAGCCGCUGGAAUACGCCAUCGCUGUGCACGAGCACGGGACGGAUGGGGUUCACCGAUAUGUGGGGAAGGAGCCGAGCGGAUUCACAUUCAACAAACUCUCUCUGGAUGAGGAUGAUAAACCUCACAACCCCAUGGUCAACGCUGGUGCGAUUGUCAUCAGUUCUCUUAUCAAGCCUGGUGUCAACAAGGCCGAGAAGUUUGACUAUGUGAUGGAGUUUGUGAAGAAAAUGACCGGCACAGAGUAUGUGGGCUUCAGCAAUGCAUCGUUCCAGUCAGAGAAAGAGACCGGAGACAGAAACUUUGCAAUAGGAUACUACCUCAAAGAGAAGAAGUGUUUUCCUCCCGGGGCGGACAUGAUAGAUGCUCUCGACUUUUACUUUCAGCUGUGCUCCAUUGAGGUCACGUGCGAGUCCAGCAGCGUGAUGGCGGCGACAUUGGCCAACGGAGGCAUCUGUCCAAUCACGGGAGAGAGAGUCCUAAGUACAGAAGCCGUACGGAACACGCUCAGUCUCAUGCACUCGUGCGGGAUGUACGAUUACUCCGGACAGUUUGCAUUUCACGUGGGGUUACCUGCAAAGUCAGGCGUGUCGGGUGCAGUGCUGCUGGUGGUGCCGAACGUGAUGGGCGUCAUGUGUUGGUCGCCCCCUCUGGACAAAGUCGGUAACAGCGUCCGCGGAAUCCGCUUCUGUCAGGAGCUGGUGUCGUUGUUCAACUUCCACAAUUAUGACAAUCUGAGGCACUUUGUAAAGAAGCAGGACCCUCGCAGACAGUCCGGUGACGACAGGAACAAGUCAGUGGUGAAUCUGAUGUUUGCCGCCCACAGUGGAGAUGUUUCCGCUUUGAGGAGGUUUGCUCUCUCAUCUAUGGAUAUGGGACUGAAGGACUAUGACGCUCGCACGCCUCUCCAUGUGGCUUCUGCAGAAGGUCAAGUAGAAGUUGUGUUAUUUCUGACAAAGGCCUGCCGAGUCAACCCCUUUGUGAAAGACCGGUGGGGAAACAUUCCUCGCGAUGACGCCAUGCAGUUCGGCCACACGGACGUGGUGAAGAUAUUAGAGGAAUAUGAGCAGAACUUCAGUCCAGAGACUUCUCAGAGUGACGCAGGUGAAGGCAACAGUCAUUCCAAUCUGACGUCUGUAGAAGGAAGAGUGUGAUUCGCUGGAAUUCCUUCAGACUCAAAGACUGUUGUGCUAUCACAUUAAUGGAAACCUAUCACUACAGAGAAACAAAAGUGCGGUGUAUUUUGCUUUGUAAAUAUGAGAUUGCUGUAAAUAAAUUGUGUUAUAUUCAUCUUAUUGAUU
Triplophysa rosa is the source of this 2090-nucleotide messenger RNA. It is a transcript of the gene gls2b, whose product is annotated as glutaminase 2b (liver, mitochondrial). The record is from RefSeq and is a predicted model, not a curated record. Gene Ontology annotation, biological process: L-glutamine catabolic process. Lineage: Eukaryota; Metazoa; Chordata; Actinopteri; Cypriniformes; Nemacheilidae. Gene Ontology annotation, molecular function: protein binding; glutaminase activity. The transcript is spliced from 18 exons. Bases 126 to 1943 code for a protein of 605 amino acids.